Messenger RNA from Scatophagus argus, 2003 nucleotides. RefSeq lists its product as uncharacterized. Gene Ontology annotation, cellular component: membrane. The transcript has 9 exons. The record is from RefSeq and is a predicted model, not a curated record. Lineage: Eukaryota; Metazoa; Chordata; Actinopteri; Scatophagidae. Bases 201 to 920 code for a protein of 239 amino acids.
CAGCCAUUGAAAAGACUGAGCGAGCUCAAAGAGGCGGGGCAUGACGCAUUUCGUGGUUGUUAAAAGAGCACGCAGCAAAAUUGAGAUUUUGAAUCACCGUCAAGGUUUUAUUGCCAGCAAUUCGCAGGGGUGACGAACAGUUGAUCUUCAACAAAUACAGACUUCACAAGUGGACGCAGAAUAACACAUCGCUGGUCAUCAUGGCAGUGGACGGAUGUGGCCUCGUCUGCAAAUACAUCCUCUUCAUUUUCAACAUUAUCUUUGCGCUGGUGGGACUUGUCUUGUUGGGUCUUGGCUUGUGGCUGAGGUUCAGCCCUGGCACCAGAGGCAUCUUCGAAAUAGAGGCCCUCAACUCAAGUGUAUUUGUUAUGGUUGUGACAAUAAUGAUAGUACUCGGGUCAGUGAUUCUGAUUGUGGUGUCGUUCGGAGACUACGGCGCCUGCGGUGAGAAAAGAUGUGCACUGCAAGUGUUCUCUGUCCUUCUGGCCUUUCUGUUUGUCGCUGAAGUUGCUGUUGCAGUGCUCGCCUAUACCAAGAGGGAUCAGGUUCAGAUGAACAUUGUGGAGUUCUACACUAGCUUGUAUGCUCUGUAUGUGAGUAGUGGUGGAGACCCAGUCAUUGGUGUCACUCUCACAUUCAUCCACAAAACACUUCACUGCUGUGGGGUGACAGGGGUCUCAUUGAUAGAGAUCGCUAAAAACACCUGUCCUGAUCCAAAAGGUUUCUCGGAUUACUUCAUCAUGAAAAAUUGUCCUGUGACCAUCGCAGAGGUCUUUGACAGCAGAGGACCAAUGAUGAUGGGAAUCCUUUUUGGAAUUGGAGUUCUGCUGAUCACUGCGAUGGUCUGCACAUCUAUCCUCUGGAAACAGCUCAAGAAAGUCCACCAGGAGGUCACCGCGUACUACAAAAAUGUGUACUAAGAAGAAAAUUCGAAUCCUUACCCUCUUAUGCCUCAUCAACGGAGACCAUCGCUGGAAUUUAGGCUGAACCAGCAAAUCAGUGCCUACAGACUUUUCUCUGUAGGCUAGUUCUACAACUUAACUAGUGUUACAAUUGCAUUUUUAUGACCUAAAAUGUUUCAAUGUGCUAAUAAUGUGACCCAUUAAGAGCAAACACUUUCAUCAGAGCAUUUGACAACUAUUAAUAUUUUAUUCUGCUUUUUUUAAAAUAAUCAUUCAUCAUGUGAAAUGGAUGUUGCUUGUAAUUAGCAAUUAUUCAUCCAACUAGAAACUAGACAGCAUGUGCUUUCUAGACUGACGAGCCUGUACAUCAUUGUGGGAAUAAGUAAGUAACCCAAGACUGAGAACAUAUCCAUUUAAUAACUGCUAGGAAGGUAAAGGGAGAUCUUGUCUGUUACACAUCUGAACGUUCCAUUAAAUACUGCUUCUGAUGUUUGUGUUUCUGUGUUGCCACACGUGGAAGAGUUAAAAUACUCUUUGAGCCACUGGCAGAUAUGACAAAAUGUGCCAAAAGAGUUAUGUGUAAAUGCAUAAGGGAUCUUUUUUUUUUUCCAACUGUUUAAUAAGCUUUUAAGGUGAGAUUAAAUUGACACCACGUCAGAACGUAAUGACAGUUAGUUUCACCUUCUUAUUACUAAGAAUUCAUUUCUACACUAUAGAACUACAAUCAUUCAAGGGUACCCUAGACUAGUUUCUCUUUUGCCAGUUUGUUUUUUUUUUUCCUCCAAAUUACUUGCAUUCAUGACAACAUUCACAGGACUAAUCAGAAAAGCACCUCAUUGACAGAAACAUUCUUCAUGUUUUCUGAUUUGAAUCAGUGAAACACAUUGCCAUUCCCAGACGUCAUGUUCAGCCAUUUCAAUUCACUCAUGUUUCCAUUCCUGCUGAAAGCUUCUGUGACCACAUACAAGUACAAUAACGUUGUCCUGUUCAGAGAGAAAACUGAAUGCCUCAAACUGCUUUUGUUCUUUAUCUGUACUGUGCAGUAAAAUAUAGCAUUGUUUUGAAGCUCACAGUUUUUAAAAUAAAUAUUCCACAGAUGGA